AUGCCAGACACUCUCCCACCUUCGCAGGCUCUUUAUAUCGGUAUGGAGAUGGUAAUUGCCCUGUCCUCUGUCAUCGGGAAUGUGAUGGUUGUCUGGGCUGUAAGAAUGAAUCGCUCUUUACGGGACACCACCUUCUACUUCAUCGUCAGUUUGGCUCUGGCUGAUAUUGCAGUCGGGGCUCUGGUCAUCCCUCUGGCCAUUACAAUUAGCAUUGGACUAAAGACGCAUUUUUACAGUUGCUUGCUUGUCGCCUGCACAGUACUCGUACUAACUCAAAGUUCAAUCCUAGCGCUCCUUGCCAUCGCUAUUGACCGCUAUCUAAGGGUCAAGAUACCAAUGAGCUAUAAGAGGGUGGUGACACCUCGACGUGCAGGGACAUCAGUGCUAAUAUGCUGGAUGGUGGCCAUCAUGGUGGGCCUGAUACCCAUGCUAGGUUGGAACAACCUAGAGAGACUGCAGGAAAGGAACGGCUCACUGGAUGCCAAUCUGCUGGUCACCUGCCAGUUUGAAAAUGUCAUUAGCAUGGAGUACAUGGUGUACUUCAACUUCUUCGGUUGGGUGCUGCCCCCACUGCUCCUUAUGUUGGUCAUUUAUGCUGAGAUCUUCUACAUGAUCCACAAACAGCUCAACAAGAAAGUUACAGCCAGUCACACAGACCCCAGCCGCUACUAUGGCAAGGAGCUCAAACUGGCCAAGUCGCUUGCACUAGUCCUCUUUCUCUUUGCUAUCAGCUGGCUACCCCUGCACAUACUGAACUGCAUUACACUCUUCUGUCCUAAUUGUCAGAAGCCCAUGUACCUCAUCUAUAUAGCCAUCCUGCUUACACAUGGCAACUCUGCUGUCAACCCCAUAGUAUACGCUUUCCGCAUCAAGAAAUUUCGAACUGCUUUUGUGAAGAUUUGGGAACAGUAUGUGUGCUGCAGAGAGCUGCCUCAGUUGGCUGAUCGUCCCAGCCGGCGAAGGGAAAGCCAAGAACAGAGGCUCAGACAGACUGAUGUCCUUUAA
Chanos chanos (milkfish) is the source of this 1005-nucleotide messenger RNA. Its product is annotated as adenosine receptor A1-like. The coding region runs from base 1 to 1005 and encodes 334 amino acids. The record is from RefSeq and is a predicted model, not a curated record. The transcript has 2 exons. Lineage: Eukaryota; Metazoa; Chordata; Actinopteri; Gonorynchiformes; Chanidae. Gene Ontology annotation, biological process: G protein-coupled adenosine receptor signaling pathway. Gene Ontology annotation, cellular component: dendrite; synapse; plasma membrane. Gene Ontology annotation, molecular function: G protein-coupled adenosine receptor activity.